Molecule: messenger RNA, 3995 nt
Organism: Aplysia californica (California sea hare)
Lineage: Eukaryota; Metazoa; Mollusca; Gastropoda; Aplysiida; Aplysiidae
Product: protein MCM10 homolog
Exons: 10
Coding region: 414-3635 (1073 amino acids)
Biological process (GO): DNA replication initiation; DNA replication
Cellular component (GO): replication fork protection complex; nucleus
Molecular function (GO): DNA replication origin binding; single-stranded DNA binding
Source: RefSeq, a predicted model, not a curated record
CCCUUCAUCCGCCUGCCUCUGACUCUGACUAGGCUAGCGGCUAUGGCGAAACUGGGCCUACUCUUGAUCUAGACUAGAGAUCUAGAUCUAGAUCUAGAAUCUAGAAUCUAAUCUAGAUCUUGCCUGCACUGGAGUGCUCUGUUGAUGUAAGGAGAAAUGAUCACAGCAGUUAUCAGUAGCAGGGAUGUCAUAUUAUGAUUAUCGGCCUAACAGAGAUCAGGAGAUCAAGUUGAUAGGAUAGGGCCUUUAAGUCACUUUUGACGCUUUGUCCGAAUUCCGUUCUUUGAAUCUUUGCUGACAUAAACAUCACAAAACUUCAAAGGAAAAUUGAUUUUUGCAAUCUCAAUUACGGCGGCACGGGUGCUGUUCAUAGAUCUGUCGUGGAAAGGCUCGAUUGCUUUGAGGCUCUCAUUAUGGAUGAGGAACAGUGUGACUUGGAUGAGCUGCAGGCUUUGCUGGAAGCAGAGGAUGACAUGAGGGAAGAGAACUCCGAGUCUCAUACUGUCAGAGUCAAGCCACAAGCAGAUCUGACAAGGAGCAUGGAGGAUUUCCUUCAGGAAUCUUCUGACAGUGAGGACGAAGCUUGCAAAGAAAAAGACAAAGACAAAUCAGGGAGAAUUUCUUCCUCUGGACCAACUGAUGACCCAGAUGUCCUGGCAAGCCUGAUGGACGAUGAUGACCCAGAUGUCAAUGAAAUAGAUGCAGUUGUGGAGAAGGCUGUGAAGCAAGAGAAGUCUCUUGCUCCCAAGGCAAAUGAGAAAGACAGAAAUAAGAUGAAAAGUGUUGAUAGCUCAUCAAAAUCGAAAAAUAGUUCCAAGAAAGAUGAACGUCACAAGUCUGUAAAACAAAAUCUUUCUCCUAGCAGUCAGAAGGUACAGGUGAAUAGUUCUAGCUCAAGCCAGUCUAGUGAUGUGAAUUUGGGUAGUCAAAAUGAAACAGAUCUCUUAAGAGCACAAAUGGCGCAAAUGCAACAACAGAUGCUUGAGUUGCAGAAAAUGUUAGCUCAGCAGCAACAGCAGCCUUUGACACAGCAGCCAGCCCCUAAGCAUUCUGAGAAAAAGAAAUCAAUAUUUUUCCAAGAAAAUACAGCCAGUUCUUCUAGUAAAAGUCCUCCUAACUCUUCCAGUACAAGUCCUCCUAAUUCUUCCAGGAAAAGUUCUAAGGUUUUUUCAGAGAAAGCUCCUGAUGCUGGAAGAUCUUUUCAACUUGUUUCUGAUGAUGGAGAUAAUUUAUUUUUUAAAGGCGCCUCGUCUAGUUCAGCGAAUAAGAUGAAAAGUGCAUCGGUCAAUAAAGCAUGUUCUGGGUCUCAGCAGAAAGGCAAGUCAAAGAAAGCAGAAAUGUCUCGAGAGUUGUUUGGAGAUAGCGAUAGUGACUGGGAGGGUUUGGAUGGGGAAGAUAAACGGUCACUGAGUGAGGCAGGGAAAGACAUCAAAAGGCUCAUUACUUCUGGUGAGUGCAAACGAGAGGCCCACCAGCCGAAAUAUAAAAUGAAUGAGUCUGCGUAUCCAAAGAGUCAGUCAUGGUCAGCCCAUUCAUCCGUUGACGAAGAAAGCAGACUGAGCCAGAAUUCAAAUCUUCAGAAAAAGGUUGACAAAAAUUCUCUUCAGUGUAAAUCUUCGUCAUCAGAGCAGAAACAAGCCAAGUCUUCAGGUGCUACUGAAACAGAGGAGAAAUUUGUCGUCGAGGAUUAUUCGAAAAUUCGUAUAGUAAAUCCUCUCGUGUCCUCCUACAUGAUGAGGACAAGGAUGGAAGGUCGUAAGAUGAUUGGUGUGUCAAAAAUACACCUGAAGCUGAAGACCCCGGACCUUCAGGGAGACUGGGUGACUAUUGCUGUUAUGGUUGGGAAAACCGAAGCAAAAGCUUCUAAAACGGGAAAACCAUAUUCUAUAUGGAAGUUGAACGAUUUAGAUGACUUGGACAAUUCUGUCAGUUUUUUCCUGUUUGGAGAAGUGUACAAAACUCACUGGAAGCUCGAAGUGGGCACUGUGAUUGGUGUCCUCAACCCUUCCAUUAUGGAGAGCAUGGACAGAAACAAUAGUGAGCCAGCAUUCACAAUCAAAAACUCUAACCAGUUGAUGAUUAUGGGCAGGUCCAAGGAUCUGGGUUGGUGUAUUGGUCGGACUAAGAAGGGAAAUAAGUGUUCGCACUUCAUCAAUAAAAAAUUUGGGGAGUAUUGUGCUUAUCAUGUGCAGGCUGAGUACAGGAGGACAUCUGCCAAGAGACUUGAACUUCAUGGUAGUAUUACUGGCGUCAAACCCAAGUCUUUUGAAAAGAAAAUUUUUUCAAAAGAUUGUGCAUAUAUGUACGGUGGUUGUACCUAUGUGCCGAACAGCUCAGCAUCUAAUGGCAACAAAUCUAAGAAAGGACUAACGUUAGCUAAACUUCAACAGGCGGCACCUAAAGGACAAGUGAACACACUGAGUAUUCACAAUAUCAAAGCGCAGUCUGGCUCUGCCGCCACCGGCAACAAGGGAAAUGUUCGUCCCGCUUCAACCUCAACUUCAAGACUGAUGGAGGACGGGGAGGUUGCCUUUGCCGACAUGGUGGCGGUCCCCUCUCCAGGCUCCAUGAAUCUAGUGGCAUUUCUCAAAAACCGUGAAGAAAAGAAGGGUAAAGCAACUCGUGCGGGAAGCAGCACCGGCACAUCUUCACCGAAACCAUCUCCAAUCCAGAGUGUUACUCCAAAGGAGCUCAUCAAGCAGCAUCAGCAGGAGAUGAAACAGAAGCAGGCGGAGAGGAAGCGGGCUGCAGCUGUCGCUGCUGUUGCGGAGGCGGAAAAGAAGAUCCAGAAAGUUGAUCCUCUCAUGGAGAGGCCUGUUCUGGGUAAAGGAUUUUACAGCGGACAAGACAUCUCGCUGGAAGUGAAGAAGUCACCUGCUACUGCAGCAGAUAGAGCAAAGCUGAAGGCCAUAGCUGCUGUGCAAGGAAAAGGCGGUAUUAAGAAAGAAGACCCUAAUGCUGUAAAAAGCGAGAAGGAUGUAGACAAGAUCAAGAAAAGAGUUCAGAAAGAAACAGGACAGGGGUCUUCAGGGGAAGAGAGUUCAUCAUCAUCAUCAUCAGCAGGUUCGAGUCGGCCGUCGACCAGUUCCUCAUCAGCUGUGAAGGAACCACCGAAGAAAAAGUCUCGGCUCUUGGGGAAUGUCGAUCUUAACUCUGAUGAGAUCAAGGCAAUCUUGAAGGCACGCUCCAAACACCAAGGGGCCCUCACGGAGGCGGAGCUGGAGAGAGAGGAUGCUUACUUCACUGCCCUUGAGAAAAAGGAGAAGCUAGAGGAGAAAAUGCAGAGUGUAACCUCCAUUGAGGUGUCGCUCUUCACUUGUAAGCAGUGUCAGUACACAGCCCAACAUGCGCUGGACUCAUGCAGGAAGGAAGGUCAUGUGAUCUCAAAGUCAAAGGCCAAGAAGCGUUUCUUUGUGUGUCGAAAAUGCAAAUACAGGACCUCUGUGGUGGGAGGGAAAUUCCCCACAGAGUCAUGCAAGAAAUGUGGCUCAGCGUCCUAUGAGAAAACAUCUAUGUAUCAGGAGAAAUCUGGGCCAAAACUAGCUUCAGAAACCCUCAGUCUCCGAGGUGACGAGGUGAAGUACUUGAACAGUCUGGACCAGAAAGUGUUCCUCAACACUGUGGAGGAUGACUGAAGCAUCUUUUGUGUGCCAUGAAUAAUCUUACAAGGUUCCCAUCAAGAUUUUUAGUACAAGAUGGCCACCUGCUGUAAAGGAAAAACAUGAUCGUUCAAGACAGGUGGAUGCCUGGGACAGAGUCGUUAUAAUAUAUUUUAUAUACAGUGGACUUCGGAUUCAACAAAAGGAGAUGGAUUCCCUGGGGGUUUUUUUUCUUUAAAAUCAAUGAAAAUAACUCUGAUUCAACUAACACUUAAAUCAGCAAGCUCGGAUUCAAGGAGGUCGCUUCCAUGGUGAACAGCCCCCCCACCGACGUGGCUUCGCUCAUUUUUCUCCCACAACGAACUUUGUUCCCUGAAACCAUCCAUUGCACCUACA